Neoarius graeffei (lesser salmon catfish) is the source of this 1312-nucleotide messenger RNA. Its product is annotated as leukotriene B4 receptor 1-like. The coding region runs from base 58 to 1155 and encodes 365 amino acids. Gene Ontology annotation, biological process: immune response; G protein-coupled receptor signaling pathway. Gene Ontology annotation, cellular component: membrane. Gene Ontology annotation, molecular function: G protein-coupled receptor activity. NCBI's taxonomy places the organism in Eukaryota, Metazoa, Chordata, Actinopteri, Siluriformes, Ariidae. The transcript is spliced from 3 exons. The record is from RefSeq and is a predicted model, not a curated record.
AACCCACCUUAUCGGGAAGUUUUUACAGUUAUCAGAUUUGAAAAAGACAAGAGUGGCAUGAUUGAGUUUGUGUGUUUUUCCGUUGUCUUGACAACUGAAACGUCAUCGUUCCUGGAGGAACCAUUUUCAAGGGGUCAGUCACCAAAGACAGUAACCACAGACGCCUGCACUUUCCCUUACUUGAUCAUCUUGAUCUUACACCCAGCUACAGCACAGAUGUCUCAAACCAUGCAGCAACUCAACUCAUCAAACAGCUCACUCGCCACUCCUGUCUCAGCUGAAUACCUGAUUGGGAGUAGUGUACUGGCAGUUUGUUUCAUACUGGGUGUACCUGGGAAUAUUGGAGUAGUGGUAUAUCUCUUUGGAUGGUUGAAGGGAGACAGUUUCACCCCGAGACUGAUGCUAAGUCUGGCCAUAUCAGAUCUGCUCACUCUGCUUUCUCUGCCAGUUUGGAUUUGGACUCUUCUUCAUGGCUGGGUCUUUGGCGUGGUCCUGUGUAAGCUUCUCUCCUAUUUGGUGUACUUAUGCAUGUAUUGUAGCAUACUGUGUGUGGUUUUGAUGAGCGUUCAGCGAUAUAUGCAAGUGCUGCAUCCUCAGAAAUGGAACAAGCUUGGCAGGAAAGGAAAGAAGAUCCUCUUGAUUGGAAUUUGGAUCUUAAGUGCAGUAAUAUCAUCCUAUGCUCCUGUACAGCGCACUGUAAGUCCAAACAGGGAAGGACAGCUUCAGUGCAGUCUACGUUACCGGAACAAUGUUGAAAGAGUGGGUACUUUACUCUGGGAGAUUAUAAUAUUUGUGGUUUUGUUCCCCACACUGGCUUACUUCUACUUUCGUCUUCAGCAAGGAGUUAAUAACUCAACAUUCUUUCGCAGUCAAGCACUGACAAAGCUGGUGACCAGAAUUGUGGCCUGUUUCUUUAUUUUUUGGUUCCCAUUACUCAUCUCCAACAUUAUGAUUGUCACUGCUGUGUUGCUUGGGAAUGACAGUCUGUUAAGAUCUGCAGAAUCUGGUGACAAUAUUACUGCAGCUUUAACUUUCAUUAACAGUUGUGUGAACCCCUUCCUGUACGCUUUCUCUGCUUGGGCUACACAGAAGCACGCAACUGGAACAGAAAAUACUAAUGUAGGAGGUUUGAGAGAGUUUAUGAAUUCUCACUGACAGACAGUGACUUGUUGCAUUUUAAAAAGAUUUUCAUAUAAUUGUACUUAUUAUUCCAUCUAUUGUUAUGAUUGGUUUUGCUACUUUUUAUCAUUUAUUUUAAACGGGUUCUUAUGGCCUCCUUUGUUGAGUACUUUUUGUCACUGUGACUUUUGGU